Aspergillus tanneri is the source of this 777-nucleotide messenger RNA. RefSeq lists its product as uncharacterized. Bases 1 to 777 code for a protein of 258 amino acids. The transcript has 3 exons. Lineage: Eukaryota; Fungi; Ascomycota; Eurotiomycetes; Eurotiales; Aspergillaceae. The record is from RefSeq and is a predicted model, not a curated record.
AUGGACAAACCUGAAGUAGAGGUAGGUGGUGCAGAAGAUACUCUGGUCUCGGAAAGCAUCCAAAAUACUGUUAACUCCGAGGCACCUAACGUGGUCAUGCAUUUGACUCAAAACACGAAGUCAAUAAAUGAGCGACUAGCGGAACGGACACCAGAUAUUUCUUUACCAGACGUUGGAGAGCCAGAACUAAAGCCAUCGGAAGAAUCCCCGUUUCUUGCGGAGGCAGUCUCAGCUUUUAGCGAUUCAGGCUCUCGUCGCAUCGAGCUCCCUGACGAGAAUGUAGAAGCUUUCGGUUAUUUUUUGCAGUAUCAAUACACUCAGGACUAUUCUAUAUCACCCGCUACAUCUUCCACAGAAGACGUAGUGAUAGGCGAAAUCGAUGAUAGUGGCGACCAACUACUAAAGCAUGCACGUGUAUAUACUUUAGCGGAGAAGCUUGGGAUGCCUUCAUUGAAGACUCUUGCCCAUUCCAAGAUUCAUCGCAUUAACAGUAGUCCACAUGGUGAAAUAACCUACGCUCGCUACGUCUACACGCACACACCUGUCGACGAUGUCACUAUUAGGAAAUCUGUUGCCUCAUUCUGGGCAAUGAGGAGUCAUGUCUUACGGCACGAAGCUGAGGAAGAAUUCUGCCAGCUGUGCCUUGAAGUUCCUCGGUUCUGUUUUGAUGUACUCAGCCUCAUUCUUGAUGAUAAAGAAAAACGCUCUCGGGAUAAGGCAGAAGCCGAAUUCAAUGUCAGAGGAAGCGGAAGAAAAAGGCUUCGGAGUGUUAUAUAG